ACUCUUCCCUCAUUCUCAUUCCUCUCCGCCGCCCCGCCCCGCCGCUGGGGGGCGCUCUGCGCCAUGCCGGCUAAGCGGCCCUUCGAGCGGCUCCCCGCCGACGUCAGCCCCCUUAACUACGGGCUGUGCCUUAAGCCCGACCUCAUCGACUUCACCUUCGAGGGCAAGUUGGAAGCCGCCGUGCAGGUGAAGCAUGGCACCAACCAGAUUGUGAUGAACUGUGCUGACAUCGACAUCAUUACAGCCUCCUAUGCGCCAGAAGGAGACGAAGAGGUACAUGCCACAGGGUUCAACUAUCAGAAUGAGGAUGAGAAGGUUACCCUCUCCUUUCCCAGUACCCUUCAGAAAGGGACGGGAACGCUGAAGAUAGACUUUGUAGGGGAGCUGAAUGAUAAAAUGAAAGGUUUUUACCGAAGCAAAUACACAACCCCUACUGGAGACACACGCUAUGCUGCUGUCACUCAGUUUGAGGCUACUGAUGCUCGCAGAGCUUUCCCUUGCUGGGAUGAGCCUGCUAUUAAGGCGACUUUUGAUAUUUCAUUGGUGGUUCCUAAAGACAGAGUAGCUUUGUCAAAUAUGAAUGUCAUUGACCGGAAGCCGUACCCAGAUGAUGAGAACCUGGUGGAAGUCAAGUUUGCUCGCACGCCCAUCAUGUCGACGUAUCUGGUGGCGUUUGUGGUGGGAGAAUAUGACUUUGUAGAGACCAGGUCCCUCGAUGGGGUCUUGGUGCGUGUUUACACUCCUGUGGGCAAAGCUGAGCAAGGAAAGUUUGCAUUAGAGGUUGCUGCUAAAACUCUGCCUUUUUAUAAGGACUACUUCAAUGUUCCUUACCCUCUUCCUAAAAUUGAUCUCAUAGCUAUUGCAGAUUUUGCUGCUGGUGCCAUGGAGAACUGGGGCCUUGUUACUUAUAGGGAGACUGCGUUGCUCAUUGACCCCAAAAAUUCCUGUUCUUCGUCUCGCCAGUGGGUGGCUCUGGUUGUGGGACACGAACUUGCUCAUCAGUGGUUUGGAAACCUCGUGACCAUGGAGUGGUGGACCCAUCUUUGGCUGAACGAAGGGUUUGCCUCCUGGAUUGAGUACCUGUGUGUCGAUCACUGCUUUCCAGAGUAUGACAUCUGGACUCAGUUUGUUUCUGCUGAUUACACACGAGCUCAGGAGCUCGAUGCCUUAGACAACAGUCACCCAAUUGAAGUUAGUGUUGGCCAUCCAUCCGAAGUAGAUGAAAUAUUUGAUGCUAUUUCUUACAGCAAGGGAGCAUCUGUGAUCCGAAUGCUGCACGACUACAUUGGUGAUGAGGACUUUCGGAAAGGAAUGAAUUUAUAUUUAACAAAGUUCCUGCAGAAGAAUGCAGCCACAGAGGACCUCUGGGAAAGCCUGGAAAAAGCUAGUGGUAAACCUAUUGCUGCUGUGAUGAACACAUGGACCAAACAAAUGGGAUUUCCACUCAUUUACGUGGAAGCUGAACAGCAAGAAGAUGACAAAGUGUUGAAGUUAGUCCAGAAGAAGUUCUGUGCCAGUGGACCAUAUGCUGGGGAGGAUUUCCCCAUGUGGAUGGUCCCCAUCAGUAUCUGUACAAGUGACGACCCCACCAGUGCCAAAAUGCAAGUGCUGAUGGACAAGCCAGAGCUGACCUUGGUUUUAAAAGAUGUAAAACCAGACCAGUGGGUGAAGCUGAACCUUGGCACAGUAGGCUUCUACCGCACGCAGUACAGCCCUGAGAUGCUGGAGAGUUUAAUACCAGCCAUCAAAGACCUCUCCCUACCCCCCGUGGACAGACUGGGCCUGCAGAACGAUCUUUUCUCCCUGGCCCGAGCUGGAAUCAUUAGCACUGUAGAGGUUCUGAAAGUGAUGGAAGCGUUUGUGAAUGAGCCCAAUUACACGGUGUGGAGCGACCUCAGCUGUAACCUGGAGAUUCUCUCAACCCUCUUGUCCCACACAGACUUCUAUGAGGAAAUCCAGGUGUUUGUGAAAGAUGUCUUUUCACCAAUAGGGGAGAGACUGGGAUGGGACCCCAAACCUGGAGAGGGUCAUCUCGAUGCCCUUCUGAGAGGUCUGGUGCUGGGCAAACUUGGCAAAGCCGGGCACAAGGCUACCUUGGAAGAAGCCCGACGUCGGUUUAAAGACCACGUGGAAGGAAAAAACAUCCUGUCAGCUGACCUGAGGAGUCCUGUCUACGUCACUAUUUUGAAGCAUGGAGACAGCACUACUUUAGACACCAUGCUCAAGCUUCACAAGCAAGCAGACAUGCAGGAGGAGAAGAACCGAAUCGAGCGCGUCCUCGGGGCCAUCUCCCAGCCUGAGCUGAUUCAAAAAGUUCUCACCUUUGCACUUUCAGAAGAGGUACGUCCCCAGGACACCGUGUCUGUCAUCGGAGGAGUGGCUGGAGGCAGCAAGCAGGGGAGGAAAGCUGCUUGGAAGUUUGUACGAGACAACUGGGAGGAGCUUUAUAAUCGAUACCAGGGUGGAUUCUUGAUAUCCAGACUAAUAAAGCUGACAGUGGAUGGGUUUGCAAACGAUAAAAUGGCGGCGGAAGUCAAGGCUUUCUUCGAGAGCCACCCGGCGCCGUCGGCGGAGCGCACCGUGCAGCAGUGCUGCGAGAACAUCCUGCUGAACGCCGCCUGGCUGAAGAGGGACAGCGAGGACAUCCAUCAGUUCUUCCUGCAGAGGAAGGGGCCGCCCCCCGCCACGGCCUGAAGCCGCGCCGCCGCUGAGCCCCACCGCCUCCGUGGGGGGGGGGAAGGAAGGAGGAGCCGCUGCCCCGCGGCCCAUCGAUACGCCAAGAAUUCGGAGUCUUUUUAUCUCAAGCGGACGGGGAUUGGACUGAAUGUAGUGAAGUGGUUCCUGCUCACACUCCAGAAUUAAAAUUGGAUGAAAAUUAAUCGCGAUUCAACGAAAAGAGGGGGAGAGGAGAAAGAGAGAGAAAAAGGAAAAAGGAAGAGAGAGGAAAAAAAAAAAAAAAAAAAAAGGAAAAAAAAAAUCUGUAAAUAUGAUAGUAAUAAAAUAGAGCAUAACAAAACUGUGAAACUUCCUCCAGCCUUGUCGGUGGUCACAAUAUUUAACAGCCCCUCCUCGUUGGCAGAUUUUGGUGGAUUUUGUUUGGUUUUCUGGUUUUUUAAUGCCCUCCCCCCCCCCCCCCUAAAAAAAUAAAGAGGAAACCAGCAGAGCGAGGUCAGCAGAAUUCGGGGCAGGAGAGGCUGGGCGCUCGGAAGGCAGGAGGCCAAACAGCUCCCAGCCCCCAGCACGAGGUUUGGGGCAGGAGAUGCUCUCACAACCCCCCCCCCCCCGCCCCACGGAUCGCAGGCUCCCCCUUUUUUGCGUUACCUCUCAGCAGAAAGAAAACCCUCCUGCCGCUCUCUGCUCCUCGGUUCCACUUUGCUGACGUCCUUUAGAGAUAACGGGCUCGGAUGGAAACAUCUUCCACAGCCGCCUUCCACGCCAUUCAGUCUCUCGUCCUUUUUCCUCCUGCCCCCCCUGCAUGCCCUCGGGCGGCGCUUUGUGCCCGGCCCCCGCUCUGCUCCGCGUCCCCACUCCCAGCCCGUCCCACCUCCUCGUAGCAGCAGUAGCUUCUCGUUCCUCCCUGUGAUGCCGAUGGUCAUUGGAUUCAGAAGCCUUAAACGAGCGCUGAUGAAGCCUGAGCUGCGUUUCCUUGGCACGGGCUGCUCACCGACACGACGCCCUGACAAAAAAAGGUUGGAGCUCCGUACGGAUUUUUUUUCCCUUUAACAAGAAUUCAUCUUUGUUGUGGCUUCACUGUACUUCAGAAGGUCAGCAGACUGUCAGCCCGCUUCCCCCAAAACAUUUUUGUGCUCUUGUUUAAAGAAACAAACAAAAAACCCAACCAACCCAACAGAAAAACCACAACCAAAAUUCCAAACAAGUUGGCGUUAAUAAAAAUGUCAAUGUGAAAUUC
Messenger RNA from Tympanuchus pallidicinctus (lesser prairie-chicken), 3910 nucleotides. It is a transcript of the gene NPEPPS, whose product is annotated as aminopeptidase puromycin sensitive. The transcript is spliced from 23 exons. Gene Ontology annotation, molecular function: metalloaminopeptidase activity; zinc ion binding; peptide binding. Gene Ontology annotation, biological process: peptide catabolic process; proteolysis. NCBI's taxonomy places the organism in Eukaryota, Metazoa, Chordata, Aves, Galliformes, Phasianidae. The record is from RefSeq and is a predicted model, not a curated record. Gene Ontology annotation, cellular component: cytoplasm. The coding region runs from base 64 to 2694 and encodes 876 amino acids.